AACGGAGAAACGGAGAAACGAAGCAACCUAAAAACUGCACUUCAUCUAAUUUUUAACCUUCCAACAAAAAGUAACGUCCACAAAAUCUCCUUUUCCCCAUUUCUUAACCCUAACUUCUCUAUCUAUUCCUCGGCCAUGGCCACCACCGCUGAACCAGAGACUACGGCCAACGGCUCCCAGAAUCCAUCAGAGUACGACACACAAACCAUCGCCAUCACCACUACUACAACAACAAUAGCAGAAGCACCAGAAGCAGACACUGCGGAACCCGACCGAUUAACCCAAAACCCUGAGCUCGAUUCUAGUUCUUCUGCACCGCAACCUUCCACUGCUACUUCCACUACCACCGUGAAGUGGCCGGGUUGGCCUGGGGAUUGUGUUUUCAGGUUGAUUGUGCCGGUGCUUAAAGUGGGCAGCAUUAUUGGGCGUAAGGGUGACCUUAUUAAGAAGAUGUGCGAUGAAACUCGAGCUCGCAUUCGCGUGCUUGAUGCGCCCGUUGGCACUCCUGACCGAGUAGUGUUGAUAUCUGGAAAGGAAGAGCCAGAGGCACCUCUAUCCCCUGCAAUGGAUGCUGCGAUAAGAAUCUUUAAACGUGUUACUGGAUUUCCUGAGAGUGAUGCUAAAGCAUCUGGAGCUGCUGGUAUUGCUUUUUGUUCAAUUCGGUUGUUGGUGGCAUCCACACAGGCUAUUAAUUUGAUUGGAAAGCAGGGCUCAUUAAUCAAGUCAAUACAAGAGAGCACUGGUGCAUCUGUGCGGAUAUUGUCAGAAGAUGAAGUGCCAUUUUACGUUGCUGCAGAUGAGAGGAUUGUAGAUCUGCAGGGAGAAGCCUUGAAGGUCCUUAAGGCUUUGGAAGCAAUAGUGGGUCACUUGAGGAAGUUUUUGGUUGAUCAUAGUGUUCUUCCUCUUUUUGAAAAGAAUUACAAUGCAUUAAUCUCACAGGAACGCCAAGCAGAGAUGUGGAGCGACAAGUCCUUGCUGCAUGCUAAUGCUCAAGGUGGGAGUGACACUGAUUAUCCUCUCUCAGCAAAGAGGGAGUCUUUGUUCUUUGAAGUAGAAACUCCAUUUGAGUCGCAGAUCCCACCCUCCAGAAUUUCACUCUAUGGACAAGAUCCUGCAGUUACGUCAAUACGAUCUUCUGUACUCAAUCGUGCUAGUGGUCCUGUAGUCACUCAGACUGAAAACUCAAUAUCAUUGCCGCCUCUUGAUUGGUCUCUUUGCCUACUUCCUCUUUGCUCGGAGUCAUUCUAUUCCCUGCAGACAACCAAUGUUAUCAAGGCAAGAGGUGACACUAAAGCAACAGGGGUCUCCUACCGCCUUAAGCAUGAGGCGAGUCAACACCUUUUUGAGGUAACACAAACUAUGCAAGUACCAAUUUCUUAUGCUGAGGAAAUCAUUGGGAUUGGAGGCAAUAAUAUUGCAUAUAUCCGUCGCACUAGUGGAGCCAUAAUAACUGUGCAAGAAAGCAGGGGAUAUCCUGAUGAAAUAACUGUGGAGAUCAGAGGCACAUCAUCACAGGUUCAGAUGGCUCAACAACUGAUUCAGGAAUUUUUAAGCAAUCACAGAGAACCGGUCUCGAGCAGCUAUAGCAUGUAUGAGCCAGGACUGAGGUCUGUGUACUCUCAGAUGGACAGCACACGAUAUUCUUCAUCUUCGUUGUCUGGACAAUCGUAUGGCGGAUAUGGAUCUUCUGGUCUAGGAGGCUAUAGUAGCUUUAGACUCUGAAUGGGCAACCUGCAUCAUGGCUGUGUUUUUUAGAACAAUUCUAUUAUAUUUGAUGAUUUUUUAUUGAAAAAAAAAAAGAGAAAAAUCCUAGUAAUUCAGUGUAUGUAAAGUUGUUGAAAAGUAGGCGAGUUGAACUUGGCUAAUCUGUUUAUAUCUCAGAUGUUCUUCAAUAGCUGAGCUUUGGAAAAAAUGGUGCAAGAAAAUGGGAGGAUAUUCCUUUGCA
Messenger RNA from Manihot esculenta (cassava), 1945 nucleotides. Its product is annotated as RNA-binding KH domain-containing protein PEPPER. The coding region runs from base 136 to 1722 and encodes 528 amino acids. The record is from RefSeq and is a predicted model, not a curated record. Gene Ontology annotation, biological process: regulation of gene expression. NCBI's taxonomy places the organism in Eukaryota, Viridiplantae, Streptophyta, Magnoliopsida, Malpighiales, Euphorbiaceae. The transcript is spliced from 7 exons. Gene Ontology annotation, molecular function: mRNA binding. Gene Ontology annotation, cellular component: nucleus; cytoplasm.